GAGAUUUGGGAUGCGAAUCAGAGAGAAGACGUUGUGGAUUUUGGGAUAAAGGAAUCAAUUUGUUUAACUUGAUGCAAAAUCGAGGACAUGUACCGAAUUUUUAUACAAUGGUAGCUCUAACGACUGGUUUGAUUGAUCCUAGUUUGUUACUCAUUGCUUGGUGCAUAGCUUCUGCUUGUAGUGUGUAUAAUAGCAUCUGUGAGCCUGAUUUAGUUGCGUAUUCUUCUUUGAUAACUGGUUAUUCAAAAUGCGGGAAUCACAAGGAGCUUUUGCAUCUGUUUGCUGAGUUGAGAAUGAGUGGUAAGAAGCCAGAUUGUGUUCUUGUGGCGAUUGUAUUAGGGUCUUGUGCUGAGUUAUGGAAUUCAGUCUACGGGAAAGAAGUGCACGGUUAUGUUAUUCGACUAGGAUUAGAACUUGAUAUCAAGAUCCGGAUCUUGCUCUGUGGAAUGUUACGAUUCUUGGAUGUGGAUGCUGUGGAUUUUGGCAUGUUCUUUCAAUUUGUUGUCAUGAGUGUUCAUUGGCCUUUUCUGCAUCGAAGAUUUGUAUUAUAUGAACCCGUGAGACUCAUGACAUUGGAUCCAAAGAACAUGUAUUAACACAGUUUGGUCUUAGAGAUUAGAAAUGUUAUGUUUGGGAUCUGAUUCUCACCUUAUGAAUUAGUUGUUACUAUUGUGUUCAAUUAGAAAGUGCUGAAGUAGCUUUUGGGGUUUUGCUUGUAAGAAUAAGCUAAGUGUUAGGCU
Arabidopsis arenosa is the source of this 740-nucleotide messenger RNA. The record is from the annotation of a GenBank genome assembly. Lineage: Eukaryota; Viridiplantae; Streptophyta; Magnoliopsida; Brassicales; Brassicaceae.